Choloepus didactylus (southern two-toed sloth) is the source of this 4350-nucleotide messenger RNA. It is a transcript of the gene SEMA4F, whose product is annotated as ssemaphorin 4F. Gene Ontology annotation, molecular function: semaphorin receptor binding; chemorepellent activity. Gene Ontology annotation, biological process: negative chemotaxis; semaphorin-plexin signaling pathway; axon guidance. The transcript is spliced from 14 exons. Bases 63 to 2375 code for a protein of 770 amino acids. Lineage: Eukaryota; Metazoa; Chordata; Mammalia; Pilosa; Megalonychidae. The record is from RefSeq and is a predicted model, not a curated record.
CCGUGGUCCUGAGCCGGGGCAGCAGGGCGCGCCCCACCCGGCAGCCGGGCGGAGCCGAAACGAUGCCGGCUUUUGCCGCGCGGCCCCGGCGGGGCUCCGGGCCGCCUCCGGUCUCGCCCUUCCCGCUGCUGCUGUUGGCGAUGCUGAGCGGCCCGGUGUCCGGCCACGUUCCCCGCUCGGUGCCCAGGAUCUCGCUUCCCAUCUCCGAGGCUGACUCCUAUCUCACUCGGUUUGCUGUCCCUCUGACAUACAAUUACUCUGUUCUCCUUGUGGAUCCUGCGUCCCACACACUUUAUGUUGGCGCCCGGGACGCCAUCUUCGCCUUAUCCCUGCCUUUCUCAGGGGAGAGACCCCGCAGGAUUGAUUGGCUGGUGCCUGAGGCGCACAGACAGAACUGUAGGAAGAAAGGCAAGAAGGAGGACGAAUGUCACAAUUUUGUCCAGAUUCUCGCCAUUGCCAAUGCCUCUCACCUCCUCACUUGUGGCACCUUCGCUUUUGAUCCGAAGUGCGGGGUUAUUGAUGUGUCCAGUUUCCAGCAGGUUGAAAGACUUGAGAGUGGCCGGGGGAAAUGUCCUUUUGAGCCAGCUCAGCGGUCAGCAGCUGUAAUGGCUGGGGGCGCUCUCUACGCGGCCACCGUGAAAAACUACCUGGGGACGGAGCCGAUCAUCUCCCGGGCCGUGGGUCGCGCGGAGGACUGGAUCCGGACGGAGACCUUGUCGUCCUGGCUCAACGCCCCAGCCUUUGUCGCAGCCGUGGCCUUGAGCCCAGCCGAGUGGGGGGAUGAGGAUGGAGACAACGAGAUCUACUUCUUCUUUACGGAGACUUCCCGGGCGUUUGACUCGUACGAGCGCGUUAAGGUCCCGCGGGUGGCCCGCGUGUGUGCGGGGGAUCUUGGGGGCCGGAAGACCCUCCAGCAAAGGUGGACGACGUUUCUGAAGGCUGACCUGCUGUGUCCAGGGCCUGAGCUUGGCCGGGCCUCCAGUGUCCUGCAGGAUGUGGCCAUUCUCCGACCUGAGCCCGGAGUGGGAACCCCCGUCUUUUACGGCAUCUUUUCCUCCCAGUGGGAGGGGGCUGCCAUCUCUGCCGUCUGUGCCUUCCUACCACAAGACAUCCGGACAGUGCUGAAUGGUUCCUUCAGAGAGCUGAAGCACGACUGCAACAGGGGAUUGCCGGUCAUGGACAACGAUGUGCCCCAGCCCAGACCUGGGGAGUGCCUCAACAGCAACAUGAAGCUCCAGCAGUUUGGCUCGUCGCUCUCCCUGCCUGACCGUGUGCUCACCUUCAUCCGGGACCACCCGCUCAUGGACAGGCCAGUGUUCCCAGCUGACGGCCACCCCCUGCUGGUCACUACAGAUACGGCCUAUGUCCGAGUCGUGGCCCACAGGGCAACCAGCCUGUCAGGGAGAGAUUAUGAUGUGCUCUACCUGGGGACAGAGGACGGACAUCUCCACCGAGCCGUGCGGAUCGGAGUCCAGCUCAGUGUCCUCGAGGAUCUGGCCUUGUUCCCAGAGCCACAGCCAAUUGAGAACAUGAAGUUGUUCCGAGGCUGGCUGCUGGUCGGCUCCGGUAGUGAGGUGACGCAAGUGAACACAACCAACUGUGGCCGUCUUCAGAGCUGCUCAGAGUGCAUCCUGGCCCGGGACCCCGUCUGUGCCUGGAGCUUCCGGCUGGACACAUGCGUACCCCACAGCGGGGAGCACGGAGGACUGGUCCAAGACAUGGAGGCAGCAGAUGUCUCUUCUCUGUGUCCCAAGGAGCCUGGAGAACACCCAGUAGUGUUUGAAGUUCCUGUGGCCACAGCCGCCCAUGUGGUCUUGCCGUGUUCCCCGAGCUCAGCCUGGGCCUCCUGUGUGUGGCACCAGCCUGGUGGAGUGACUGCACUCCCCCCGCGGCGGGAUGGGCUGGAGGUGGUGGUGACCCCAGGGGCCAUGGGCGCUUACGCCUGUGAAUGUCAGGAGGGUGGGGCCGCCCGCGUGGUAGCGGCUUACAGCCUGGUAUGGGGCAGCCAGCGGGCCCCCCAUGGCCGGGCCCACACAGUGGGGGCUGGGCUAGCUGGCUUCCUCCUGGGGGUUCUCGCAGCCUCCCUGACCCUCCUCCUGAUCGGUCGGCGUCAGCAGCGACGGCGACAGCGGGAACUCCUGGCGCGAGACAAGGUGGGCUUGGACCUGGGGGCCCCAGCAUCCGGGACCACAAGCUACAGCCAGGACCCUCCCUCCCCGUCUCCUGAAGAUGAGCGGCUGCCCCUGGCCCUGGCCAAGAGGGGCAGUGGCUUUGGUGGCUUCCCUCCACCCUUCCUGCUUGAUCCGUGCCCGAGCCCAGCCCACAUCCGGCUAACUGGGGCUCCUCUGGCCUCAUGCGAUGAAACAUCUAUCUAGUGCAUGGGUGAUCGCCGGAAUGACAUAACCACAGAGACACUGGGGGGUUGCUGGGCCCUCUUUGAGUCAAUGGUCGUUUAGACUUCACUGUCUACCCUCUCUUAGUCUAGAAGGGCUGAUGUAGGGGACAGGCCUUUGCCUGAUUCCUGGUUCCCUGGAGAGAUCGGAGAUGCUGCUCUGCAGCUAGUCUAGGCAUCCCACCCCCCAAACCCUGGGACCCCUCCAGCCCUGGCCCGCUACCUUGGACCCAGUGGUUUUGGGGAUGGGGUGCAGGACACAGCUAUGACUUUGGCUUCUGGUCAGAAGGGCCCUGGCCAGAAGGCAGAGCCAUGAGGUGGUUGGGGCUCAUGUGCCCUGAGUCCUUGGGAGGGGUCUUGGCAGAGUCUCCCCAUUUAUUUGGAUCUCUGUGGGGAAUGCAUGGUCCCUGUGUUGCAAAACGGAAUCUCUGCCCUGAGAUCUCCCCGUCCAGUUUCCCUUCUUCCGCAGAAGAGGGUGUUUAAAUACCUGGGUGUUCACAGGAGCCCUGGCCACAGGGCUGUGAAUAACUGGGUCAAUGCUUAGGUGUGUUUAUGGGGGACAGGGAGAGGGGAGGUGGAGACGGGGCAUUGUCUGCAGGACUUCAGAUGCCGCAGCCAGCCAGGGAAUGGCUCUCCUUUCUGAAAGGAAACAAACCACUGCCCUCUCCCCACCGACUCCUCUGCACUUCUCUAAAUUUGGGUAGUGAAAAGCUCCCCAAGUGACCUUCUGGGGGGUACACACGACCCCAUCUUUCUCUUUGGUUUUCGCCUCCCGGCUGCCACCACUGCCAUGCCGCAGCUGCUUUUUUCUUGCUAGUGUCUGGGCUGAACCCCUUUCCUUGGCUCCCAUUCAGAAUAAACAUCAUGACUUCCUAAAUAUUCAGGGAACACAAAAAGGGGAGCAGUUCCAGAAAAUACAAGCAGCGUGGAGCCAGGCUGCACCAGAGGCUUUUCUCAGGGUAAAAGCCCCGUCCUGGGGUCUGGGACUCCCUGAAAUUGUAUGCAAAGUGUUGUGUGCUCUCCUGAGUCUGGGUUUCUCUAGGGGGAGGUUUUAUGGCUUUCAUCAGAUUUUCAAGGCUCUCACAGGGAAAGCACCACUGCCCCGAGGCUCCAACACUUUGGCCAAGCUGAGAUGGAGCCACUUGGCAGUUCUCCAGGCCACGCUGUGCCCCGUGCCUGCCCCUGGCCUUGCAUUGCUGGGUGACCUCUUGUUUCUUCAGUCCCUGGAGCCUGGGCUCUGUGCAUAUUUGAGGACCCAGCCAACUCUUACAGACCUAAAGGCCUCUUCCUGUCUCACGGCUCCCAGAUGCUAGAAGCUUCUCCUGCUCAGUUCCGGUCUUGGCCUGUGAAUGUGCCUCUUUCAUCCCUGCUGAGGGACCCUCUUGAACUCCAAUGAACAACCCUGCCCUUUCCAGUUGAGGUUUUCAGCUCUACUUUCCUUGGCAGCAGCCUGUGAACUAUUCAAAAGCGUCCCUUGGGUUUGGAAUUCUCCAUGGUUUUGCCACCAGUGAAGCGAGUGAUGUUUGGCGAGCAGUCCAACCUUGGGACCUCAGUUUACUCAUUUGUAAAAUGGAGAUAAUGAUACCUACCUCAGGGUUGCUGUAAGGAUUAAAUGGGAAAAUGUGUAAACUGUAAAGCACUCUCUAUACUAGUAGUGGUGGUGAUUGCAAAAGUUGGCCGAUUAGACCAUAAUUGUGUAGCUUAACCAGGCCACAACUGCGACACCUGUGGUCAUUUUAAGCCCUGUUUUGUAGCAGGGGGGACACUGUCUUGCUGAGAUAGCCUGUCCUGGGCCAUUUCUAGGAAGAUCUCAGCUGCCAGUGCCUAGGUUUCAGGUCAGCUGUGUCUGAUCCUGCUGACCUGCUGGUCCUAAUAUGUGGGAAUGGCGGACACCCUCACUCGUUGGUUUAUCCUCACUUCACCCCACUCUCUUGAGGUUUCUGGGUUAGUUCUGCUCU